This is a messenger RNA of Danio aesculapii, 2842 nucleotides long. RefSeq lists its product as uncharacterized. Gene Ontology annotation, molecular function: SNARE binding. NCBI's taxonomy places the organism in Eukaryota, Metazoa, Chordata, Actinopteri, Cypriniformes, Danionidae. Gene Ontology annotation, cellular component: exocyst. The transcript has 10 exons. The record is from RefSeq and is a predicted model, not a curated record. The coding region runs from base 17 to 1513 and encodes 498 amino acids. Gene Ontology annotation, biological process: exocytosis; exocyst localization.
ACAGGUAUUUGAAAACAUGUCUGGUGGGUUUCCUGAUCUAAUAACUGCUGAUUCGCUCAAUAGCCUCAAAAAUAUUCUGAGUGAGACGUCAAACCCCGAGAGCAUUGACAAUGAGGUGGUGGACGGCUUCCCUCAAAAAACCCACUUUGAGGUAAUCGAUAAAUUUGUGGAAAGGAGAUUUCCAGUGCUGCCAGAAGAGGGAACCAAAGGAUCUCAAUUCAAGCAGUUGCGGGAAUUUCUGAAGAGCGCAGAGAGCCAGAUUUACAAUGAUGUGCUUCGCUUAACACCCUCUCUGAAGGACACUGUACUGCUGGAUCAUCUGAUAAACAGUUACUUCUGUCUACUAUUAACCAAGUUAGACCUCCUCUUAAACCGAAAUCUUUCAGGGGAAGAGACGUUCUGGCUUCUUCGGUGGGGAAAGGAUGUUUUCUUCAGUUCAGACUCUACGGUUGACUUCAGAGUUUGUGACCCUCUGCUGUUGACGGGAUGGUUUGAGAGAGCAAAAGUGAAACUCCUGCCCGAACUACAGAAUGAAAUCUCUAGGUGUCUGCAGAAUAUCCUGGAUUAUGAUCAGCAUAAUAGGAAUCAAGUGGAUGAAGAGACUUUUAUCAGGGUGCACUUAGAUGUCAGUCAGUGUCUCAAUGCCGUUAUUAAAAAUGCUAAAGAAUUUAGUGACACACUGAUGUGUAUGGCACAAAACAUCUGUCUUCAAGAGCUUCAUCAUUUUGUUGGGAUGUAUGUGCAUUCAGAGAAAAAACACAUUGAAAAACUGCAACCCCUCAGCACAAAGCACUCUGUACAUCUGCUUCGGGUCAUCAGCACCUGUAGGCAACUCAGAUUUUUGGCUCCCCAGUUCUAUAAUCAGGAUACAAAUAGGAGGGAGGACCUCUUAAGCAUCAUCUGCAUGCUACAGAAGAUGGAGGAUCAGGUGUUGUCUUUUGUGCAAAAGAUGAUGAAAGAGUUCGCACAGGCCACUUUAAGACGGUAUUUCAAACAUGGGGAUAAGCACAUUUAUAUCUUGACAGAAGAAAUCAGAAAUCAUUGUGCGUCUCUGCCUCAGACUGAUGUGGGAAAGGAGAUUCAGGAGAUCUUUGUGAAUGUAGUCUAUGACUGUGUUUCACGUGUGUAUCUUGAUUGCCUGAUGAGGAGCAAGAGGAAACAUCUAGAGAAGAGAUGGGGAGAUGUUGGAGAAAGGAUAAAAGAAGACGCUGCCCAUUUUCACACAACAUUCACUCAACUGAAUGGCGGUAAUGACCAGAACAACCAGCUCCUUCAGAGAAUGAGUGACAUUUUGUGUUGUGAUGAUUUAGAAGCACUGAAGCUCGACUGUGGGAGUUUGUUUAAAGACUUCCCUGAUGACAGUCAGCAGUUUGUUCCUGGUCUGCUGCGCUGGAAGGGGGCUUUAUCAAAGUGGCAGGUGAGGAAAGUGCUGAAAGUUCGGGAUCUCGACCUGGAUGCAAAUUCCAGACGUGUCGCCUGUCAUCCUUUGAAGGGCCUGUGCUGUUGUAUUUAACAGCAAAAAACACCAUCAAUCAGAAUGAUCAAACUGUUUACAAGUGUACAGGGUUCCCGAUGCUUAUGGACGUUAUGGAAUAUCUUUAUUUCUAUAGCGCUUUUACAAUGUAGAUUGUGUCAAAGCAGCUUAACAGAAGUUCUAGUAAAUUGAAACUGUGUCAUCCAGUUUUCAGAGUUGAAGUUCAGUUUAGUUCAGUUCAGUGUGGUUCAAUUUUCACUGCUGAAAGUUGAAACACUGAAGAGCAAAUCUAUCGAUGCGCAGCUCCACUAGUCCCAAACCAAGCAAGCCAGUGGCGACCCUGGCGAGGAACCAAACUUCACCAAUUGACGAAAGUGAAGGGAAAAAACCUUGAGAUAAACCAGGCUCUGUUGGGAAUGACUAUUUAUAUCAAAAUAUCGUGGAAUUCUCAAAGCUCUAUUCCAAAAAUUGAAAGUAAUGGAUUUUUUCAAACAAUUUUUUUAUCUGAGUCAUGGAAUUUUUUAUUUUUUUUAUUGUCAUGUAAACUUUUUGUCUCCAAUUAUCAAAAUGUUUUUUUUCUAAACCACAUUUUUUAAUGGAUUGUUUCAUGCUAUUUUUCAGCUUUAUUUUAUUCCUUGUAUGCUCAUCGAGUGGCAGUCUUUAAAGUCAGGUGCAGUCUCCAGACUGAAUCCGUUAAACAGAAAACCGUGGCUCUCCUUGCUUUCAUGCAGAUUUAAGCAACUGAGAGUAUUUGUUUUACAUUUGAGUUAAUAACAUUUAACAUUUAAAAGCAGACAUGCUAAGCUUUUAGCAGACUCAAGUGUCAAAUUUGUUACAUUUUCUGAUGCAUUUCAGAUUGGACCAACACAACGCAGUUCGUAACUUUUUGAUUUAGUGGCUACUAAAUUGGGCGGGCUUAGAGAUUUGGGGGCCCUAAGCAAUACCAGUUAUGGGGCCCUAGCGUUGAAACUCAGAACAUUCUUUUUCUCUAUAGAUAUUUUUUACCCUGUAGAUUAGAUCAGCCAGUGCUUGUUAUCUGACAGCUGUUUCAGCCAGAAAGCAGGAUCGCGGAGGUAAAAAUUUCAAAUUUUUUCCCCCCAAAAUUUGCACACUUUACCUGCCUCUAUCUCAGCUCUACUCUGAUGAUCACUGGCAAACCGGCAGUGUCUUUGAACCGCUCACACCUCACGCAGGUGCAGUACGGAAGGAACGUUCCAUUAUUCAUGGGGGCCUCUGUUUUUUAAAAGAGGUAAUAACGUUAAAAUCCUAAGGGUCAUAGACAGAUUUUACAACAUAGAAAAUUUAUAAAAGAGCUACAGUUGAAGUCAGAAUUAUUAGCCCUCUUGAAUUAUUAGCCCCCAUGUUAAU